AUGGGAUCCCUCGACUCGUCGUCGCUAAUCUCGGGCAUCGCCCACGUGAACCUCACUGUUCCGGUCGGUACGCUCAACCAAGCCAACGAGUUCUACGGGACAACCAUGGGUCUCACGCCCCGCGCGGUCCCACACUUGCAAAAGGCCACUUUGGCGUGGUUCGACAUUGGCUCGUCCGGCCAGCAGGUGCACAUCGCCUUUGGCGCGCCCUCGGAUUUUCAGAAGCUCUCAUCGAGGCACCCGUGCUUUAAGUUGGCGUCCCCGGAGGCGCUUUUGCAAUUGAGGCAGAGGAUCUGGGAGCAUUUCAUCAGAGGAGGCGAGGCAGCGCCGACCGAAGCGGAUAAGCCCGGAGAGGUCAACUCUGGAGCCCAAGGCGUGGAAUAUCCGCAACGCUUCUUCGCGAGAGACUAUGCUGGGAAUAGGCUGGAGUUCAGCGUGUAG
Messenger RNA from Cladophialophora psammophila CBS 110553, 441 nucleotides. RefSeq lists its product as uncharacterized. The record is from RefSeq and is a predicted model, not a curated record. NCBI's taxonomy places the organism in Eukaryota, Fungi, Ascomycota, Eurotiomycetes, Chaetothyriales, Herpotrichiellaceae. The transcript has 2 exons. The coding region runs from base 1 to 441 and encodes 146 amino acids.